CGAUAGAAGUCUUUUCCUACCAAACCCUCCUUUUUGAUACGAUAUGAUGAGCUUCACCUGCCUUUUUCCAAUGUCCUACCAAAUAUUUAGAGAUUAUUUGUUAUUUAUACAUUUGGUUUCUCUCUGAGCUCCAUUGCUCACCAACCAACCCCUCUUUUGCGUCUUCUCUCUCAAGAUAAAUAAGAUGGCUCAAGAAGGUCGAAACAUCAUCGAUGAGCAGGUUGUUGUUGGAGAGGAGAAAGGUUCUGUGAGAUUGGCCACACUAAACCGCCCUCGUCAGCUAAAUGUCAUCUCUUCUGAAGUGGUCCUUAAGCUUGCAGAAUAUCUUGAAACAUGGGAGAAGGACGACAAAACAAAGCUUAUACUGAUCAAGGGUGCAGGGAGAGCUUUCUCAGCAGGUGGUGAUCUAAAGAUGUUUUAUGACGGCCGUGAAUCAAAGGAUUCUUGCCUUGAGGUUGUUUACAGGAUGUACUGGCUUUGCUAUCAUAUCCACACUUACAAGAAGACUCAGGUUUCUCUUGUCAAUGGAAUAUCGAUGGGUGGAGGUGCAUCAUUGAUGGUCCCAAUGAAGUUCUCUGUUGUGACAGAGAAAGCUGUAUUUGCAACUCCAGAAGCAAGUAUUGGGUUUCACACUGAUUGUGGCUUCUCUUACAUCCAUUCACGUCUUCCUGGUCAUUUAGGAGAGUUCUUGGCUUUAACUGGGGCAAGAUUGAAUGGCAAAGAACUGGUAGCAAUUGGCAUGGCAACACAUUUUGUUCCUUCUGCUAAACUGGCUGAUCUGGAGGAACGGCUUGUGAGUUUAGACUCUGGAGACAAGGAUGUAGUUCGAUCCACAAUUGAAGAGUUCUCUGAGAAAGUAGACCUCGACAAAGACAGCAUCCUUAAAAAGCGGUCAAUAAUUGAUGAGUGUUUCUCAAAAGAUAGUGUGAAGCAAAUCAUACAAGCAUGUGAAGCUGAAGGGGACAAAGAAGGAAAUGAGUGGAUAACUCCAUUCAUCACAGGUCUUAAACUAUCAUCUCCCACAGCGGUGAAAAUGAAGCUACGAUCGAUACGUGAAGGUAGGAAACAAACACUGAGUGAUUGCCUGAAGAUGGAGUUGAGGAUCACCGUGAAUAUCAUGCGGAGGACGAUAUCCAAGGACGCGUAUGAGGGUAUAAGAGCUUACGCCAUAGACAAAGACAAUUGCCCCAAGUGGAAUCCAGCGACGUUAGAUGAGGUAGAUGACGAGAAAAUCAAAUUAAUGUUUGAGCCCUUGAGGGAUGAACUUGAGCUUCGUAUUCCUAAAACCGAAGAGACCAGGUGGGGAGGCAAAUACUACUAGACUUCAGGUUAUGCAUAUGAGAGUACAAGAAUAAAAGAGAACAGAAGAUCCUAUAUGUUUUUCUUGUUUCAAGUGUCAAGACUUUUAUGCAUAACUUAGAAACUCCACCUAGUAUUACUGUCUUAUUUACAUAAUAAUGUGUUGUUGCUUCAUGUUCAAACACUAUGCAGUGAUAUGGUUUAAUAAGGGAUGUUAUGUCUGGAA
Molecule: messenger RNA, 1525 nt
Organism: Eruca vesicaria subsp. sativa (arugula)
Lineage: Eukaryota; Viridiplantae; Streptophyta; Magnoliopsida; Brassicales; Brassicaceae
Source: the annotation of a GenBank genome assembly